CCAGAUGGUGUGUAUAUAAAGUGGAAAAUGAGAAAAGCCAUUUACUGUGUUCCUGUUCCAGGGAGAAUUAUCACCCAGAAGGACAGCAGAAGAGGAAAAAGACUCCAACAACAAUGCUGAGGUUUGCUGUCAUCCUCUUUGCUGUCACAAUGUCAUCUACCUGCCAAAAAUAUGGAUGUCUGGAAGGAGACACCCACAAACCGAAGCCAAGUCCUGAGCCAAAUAUGCAUGAAUGCAGUCUGUACUCUAAAUCUUCCUGUUGCUAUGCAGACUUCACAGAGCAACUGGCUUCUUCUCCGGUAAUUAAAGUAAACAACAGCUACUGGAACAGAUGUGGGCAGCUCAGUAAAUCCUGUGAAGAUUUCACAAAGAAAAUUGAGUGCUUUUACCGCUGUUCUCCUCAUGCUGCUCACUGGAUCGAUUCCAACGACACUGCUGCUGUUCAGUCUGUUCCACUGUGCCAAAGCUUUUGUGAUGACUGGUAUGAAGCCUGCAAAGAUGAUUCCAUAUGUGUUCGUAACUGGCUGACAGACUGGGAAUGGGAUAAAAGUGGAAAAAACCACUGUAAGAAUGAAUGUAUUCCAUACAGUGAGAUGUAUGUAGAUGGAACUGACAUGUGCGAGACCAUGUGGGGAGAGUCAUUUAAGGUGAGCGAAUCCUCCUGCCUCUGCUUGCAAAUGAACAAGAAGGACACGAUGGCAAUCAAGUAUAUCCUCUCCGAAAGCUCAGAGGAAAGCUCCAGUAUCAGCAGCAGUGAGGAGCGUGCCUGCCAAAAGAAACUCCUGAAGUUUGAGAAACUAGAGGGAGAGGAGAGGGAACAGAUAAGAUAAAUGCUGAUGGAUGUAUGUUAGGACAAAAGAAAUCAUCGUGGAGGCUGGGCUUAGGGCACCACACCAGCCUGUCUUAUCCCUUACUUCCUAGAACAUAAUAAA
This is a messenger RNA of Colius striatus (speckled mousebird), 932 nucleotides long. RefSeq names its product riboflavin-binding protein. Lineage: Eukaryota; Metazoa; Chordata; Aves; Coliiformes; Coliidae. The record is from RefSeq and is a predicted model, not a curated record. Gene Ontology annotation, cellular component: external side of plasma membrane. The transcript is spliced from 6 exons. Gene Ontology annotation, molecular function: signaling receptor activity; riboflavin transmembrane transporter activity; riboflavin binding. Bases 114 to 830 code for a protein of 238 amino acids.